Messenger RNA from Haliotis rufescens (red abalone), 3560 nucleotides. Its product is annotated as multiple epidermal growth factor-like domains protein 10. NCBI's taxonomy places the organism in Eukaryota, Metazoa, Mollusca, Gastropoda, Lepetellida, Haliotidae. The record is from RefSeq and is a predicted model, not a curated record. Gene Ontology annotation, biological process: protein dephosphorylation. Gene Ontology annotation, molecular function: protein tyrosine phosphatase activity. Bases 108 to 3182 code for a protein of 1024 amino acids. The transcript is spliced from 17 exons.
UCCGCAUUCUGUGCAGGGAAACGUUUAAAUCAGUAUACACACACAGCGUCUGGUUAUUCUUUCUCUGUUGCUUAUAUUGCACUCAGGACGCUGUAUAUGCAGAAAACAUGAAGGUGUGUAUUGUGCUCUUCGUGUCUGCAUGCAUGCUGGUGGAAGCCGAAUCCGGUCUUGCUAAAGACAAUUCAAAAUGCCAGGAUGCAUCAGCUGGGUGUAAAGGCGUCAACUGUGACAACCCUGGUAUGGCAGAUAAGUGCCCGGUGACGUGUGGACGCUGCAACCCCGCAGACUGUGGACCUGGUAUGAACUGGAAUGACACCACUUGUAAACAAUGCUUGGACGGUAAAUGGGGACGAAACUGUCAAAAUCAGUGCAACAAAGGGUGUUCGGGUGGUACAUGUCACUCACUGUCUGGAGAAUGUGACACCUGUAAACGGGACAAGUAUAACAAGUUAUGUGAUGAAACAUGUGAUGCCAACUGCAAUAACUGUACAGAUACAUCCUCAAACUGUCACCGAACAACUGGAGCCUGUCUGUGUGGAUGUAGACCAGGCCUCUAUGGGGGUAAAUGUCUACAACGCUGCAUUGCCAACUGUAGAUUCAAGACAUGUAAUUCCUCUGGAAUCUGUGUUCAUGGUUGUAAGGAAGGAUACUUUGGACCAAAAUGUGAUGAAAACUGUGGAGAAUGUGUAAAUCAAUCUUGUUCAAGAAUAGGUACAUGUUUGAAAGGUUGCAACAGUGGAUGGUACGGUUUGAAAUGCAACACCCGCUGCAAUUACAACUGUGAACAUGCAAAUUGUGAUCAGAACGGAACAUGCAUGGCGUGCUUGGUCGGGUUUCAUGGCGACCAAUGCAACAAAAGCUGUUCUGCUGGAUGUGCCACGAGACAGUGUAACAGGGAUGGUAGUUGUCAAUGUAAAAAGACGAAUUUCGGCAAACAGUGUCUCAAUACCUGCAGUGUAAAGUGCCUUAAUACAAGUUGUAGUCAGACCUCUGGGGAAUGUGACUAUGGUUGUGUAUCGGGCUGGUAUGGAGCCACGUGUAGUGACACAUGUCCGGACAACUGUUCUGAUGGUACAUGCAACAGAGACGGUGGAUCGUGUCUGUCUUGUAGGGAGGGAUUCAGAGGAACACACUGUAACAUGUCAUGUCCUCCACAUUGUGUUGAAUGUCAGCAGAAUGCCAGUCACUGCACAUCAUGUGAGCCUGGUUAUUUUGGAAACACGUGUAAAAGAGAGUGCGACGGUUGCCUGGAUGGGAGGUGUAAUAUCACAGAUGGGUUGUGCAUAGCCGGCUGUAAACCAAGCUUGUAUGGACGAGAAUGUCGGUUAAAUUGCAGCAGAAAUUGUUUGAGGCAAAAUGGUGCCUCGUUGUGUUUUCCAAGUAACGGAACCUGUGUUUACGGUUGUAACACUGGAUGGUACAAGGCAGAGUGUGAUACUCCAUGUCCACCAGGGUGUAGCGGGACUACGUGUGAUGACUUCACUGGCAGAUGUUCAAAUGGUUGCAUAGAUGCACUGUAUGGUCCACACUGUAAUCACACAUGUAGCAGCAACUGCAGCAAUAGUAGGUGUCAAAUGGAUAGCACUAAGAGGCCUGUACUUUCCUGUACAGUUGGAUGUGAAGAUGGCAUGUGGGGCGACUACUGUGCCAGUACUUGCCCUGACCACUGUCCAAAAUGCAACAGAACCAUUGGUUCCUGUGUGAAACGUGAGAACUAUAAAACACCUCAAACCAACACUGUUGUCCCUUGGCUGGUGGUUCUGUUUGUGAUCAUCAUCAUUCUUCUUAUAAUGGCUCUAUUUGUCGUGAGAAGGAGUAAACCCCACAAUAUCCUGAAAUGGAGAUACACUGUCGGUCAUUCUCCAAGCAGCACGACUGUAAUGUCCCUAAUCAAUCCUUCGUAUCAGUCGACGCCAAGAGGUUCCAGAACUCCUGAGGAUUCUGACUACCAAGAGCUAGAGCCACUGACGAAUACAGUCAGAGAGGAUGAUUACAUCACACCAAGAGAUACAGACGAUGCUUACACACUUACGUCUACAGCCAGUCACCUUAUCUCCCCCAAUGAGUCCGGUAAUGAUGGGGGAUUUACACCUGACCUUGGUCCUCCUCCGUGUCAUGUGACAGACGAUUCACAUCCGGACACCAUGUUGUCAACAGAAGUGAUGGUGCAAGGUCUGAGACUCUACGUCGAACAGAUGAAGAGGAGUGGUGGUUUCACAACGCAGUGCUAUAACCUUCCCUAUGGCAAGCUUGGCCCCUGUGACGAAGCCGAGUUACCAGGGAAUGCUUCCAAAAACAGAUACAGAAACGUAUUACCCUAUGAUCAUUGCAGAGUCAAACUAACCCCUAUCCCCAACAUCCCUGGAUCCGACUACAUCAACGCUAGCUACAUAAACGGAUACGGAGAGCCACGCACAUUUGUAGCUUCACAAGGACCUUAUGGGGAAGUUAUACGGGAUUUCUGGAGGAUGCUGUGGGAAAUAGAUGCCAGUAAACUAAUAAUGCUCACAAACUGUGUAGAAAACAGAAAGGCGAAGUGUGAGAAGUACUGGCCCGACUUCGGACAGCCAGGCUCCAACUACGACGAUGUCCAUGUACAGUGUGUGGCCGAGGAGGAGCUGACGGACUACACAGUCAGGACGUUCUCUAUACACAGGGAGGCGGAGUUACCUAGGACACUGAAGCAGUACCACUUCACUGCAUGGCCAGACAAAGGAGUACCAGAGGAUGUCAGGGCGCUGGUGGACUUCCACAGACUGGUCAUGAACGCACCGUCGACUGGAAAAGGCCCAGCGGUCGUCCAUUGCAGUGCUGGUAUAGGCCGGACAGGCACGUGGAUCGCUCUGGACUAUUUGAUUGGACAAGCCAAGACGGAAGGUGUGGUAGAUGUCUUUGAUUGCAUUGUCAGGCUCCGGCACCAGCGUAUGGAUGUAAUACAGACUGAGGACCAAUACAUAUUUCUCCAUGAGGCCCUAAUGGAGGCGCUCCCAUCAUGUGACAGGAGACCCAGCCUUGUCGACAACGGUCAUGGGGAUUACGAAGUCUUGGGGAAAAGACGUCAGCCGGCAAAGAACCCAUUUUUGGAUCAAGGUGUCGUAAAUCACCAUGGCAACGACGUACUACCAGAAGAUCCCUUGCGCACCUAUGACAGACUGUUGUUAUCGCAGGGCAGAUUCAACUGAUCUUGACGACAGCCAAUCCAGUGUACGUUCCCAUAACCCUGCCAGUGGUAUCAUCCGCUGAAGACGGGAGGCCUCGACGCAUAGCCAAUCUCUUCUCUUCCAGUCUUGUUUUAAUAUAAUCCAAUAAUCAAUAUCGUUGUUCCUUUGAUGUUGUUAUUAUUUUUUACUAAGUUUUCAAUAAUUGUAUUAUUAAGUUAAUGGUAUCCUUCUCGGUUACAUUAAUGCAACCAUUUUGUACACAACUGCACAUAACUUGGAAAACGUGUAACAUAUUGCCCCCGCUUGGUUUUCUGUUUGUUGUUAACAGGUGAGGUGAAGUGAGGUGAAAUGGGGUUUAGCGUCGCGUCCAAGAUUAUUGGACUUAUAUAGGGACGUGCA